Messenger RNA from Sinocyclocheilus anshuiensis, 447 nucleotides. RefSeq names its product protein FAM189A1-like. NCBI's taxonomy places the organism in Eukaryota, Metazoa, Chordata, Actinopteri, Cypriniformes, Cyprinidae. The transcript has 4 exons. The record is from RefSeq and is a predicted model, not a curated record. The coding region runs from base 91 to 447 and encodes 118 amino acids. Gene Ontology annotation, cellular component: membrane.
GGAGCGACUGAACCCAGAGGUGUCCUGUAAACCCGAAGACCGCUGAUUUAACUUAAGUUUUGGUUUCAUUUAAACUGUUUAGUCGUGACCAUGCCCGUCAGUUCCAUGCCGAGGGGUCGGUCUCUGAGCCCGGUAUCUCUGUCCCGCAGCCUCUCGCGGCUGAGGGAGUUUCGAACCCGGACUCGCAUCAUGCUUUCUCUGGGAGUCUCACAGAUGGUGCUCGGCAGUCUCAUUUUGGCUGUCAGUUUCGCCGCUUUGGCCCUCACGACAUCCCCGAGGGUGAGACAUUCGUGUCCCUUUUGGGCUGGAUUCUCGGUGCUUUUGUCUGGACUGAUCGGAGUGGUGUCAUGGAAAAGACCACUUUCUUUGGUGCUGCCAUGGCUGCAGGAAGUACCUCGGACACAGGGAGAGGAGUUUGAGUGGGAGAUUGACAGGACUUUUGGCUAG